Dipodomys ordii (Ord's kangaroo rat) is the source of this 708-nucleotide messenger RNA. RefSeq names its product melanoma-associated antigen 10-like. The transcript has a single exon. NCBI's taxonomy places the organism in Eukaryota, Metazoa, Chordata, Mammalia, Rodentia, Heteromyidae. Gene Ontology annotation, cellular component: nucleus. The coding region runs from base 1 to 708 and encodes 235 amino acids. Gene Ontology annotation, biological process: negative regulation of transcription by RNA polymerase II. The record is from RefSeq and is a predicted model, not a curated record.
AUGGAAUUUGAGCAGGGCUCCAGAAGCCAAGGAUCCGAAAAUCUGUUAUUCCACCGCAACAUGUUAGGUCCUUUGUCCUUGCUGCGUUACUCAAUUUCCUUGGUGCCCUUCUUGCUCCUCAGAUAUCAGAUGAGGCAGCCAGUCAAUAGGGCAGAAAUUCUCACUCAUGUGGUCAGUUGUCACCGUAAUUUCUUCCCUGCAAUUUUCAACAAAACCCGUGAGUGCAUGAAGCUAGUGUUUGGCACUGAAAUGAAAAAACUAAAUACCAUCCACCGCUCCUAUAUCCUUGUCCCUGCUGUGGGGCUCACAUAUCAUGGGUUGCGGAGUGAUGUCCCAGGAGUGCCCAAGACAGGCCUUCUCAUUAUGGUCCUGUGCUUCAUCUUUAGAAGUGGCAAUCGUGCCACUGAAGAGGUGAUUUGGGGAGCACUGUGUAAGAUGGGGAUUUGUGUAGAGAGACGGCACUACAUCUAUGGGAAUAUUAGGAGGUUAGUCAUGGGAGAUUUUGUGCGAUUGCAGUACCUGGAAUACCGGCAGGUGCCCCAUGCUAAUCCCAUUGUCUAUGAGUUCCUGUGGGGCCCCAGGGCUCGAGCUGAAACCACCAAGAUGAAAAUCCUUGUGCACUGGGCCAAGUUCAGUGGGCUUGAUCCCAGGGCCUUCCCUAUCUUAUAUGAUGAGGCGUUGAGAGAGGAACGGCGUCGCCAAGCAUGA